UAGGUUUUAUUUUGAAAGCGGAGAGCGGAAGUGGCUCGCGUGCUCGUCAAUUGUCUGCGGAAGAAGGGGUUUGUCUACAAUUUUUACCGUUGACUGACUGACUUACUUGUGUCUUGGGGUUACAGCAGUGAGAUAACUGAAGAGAUGCCCGUGUGAUUCGUGAUUUGAGCCCCAAUCCCAGUAUCUGGAGUAGAGAGGACCUACAUAGCUGGAGAGCCUGAUGAACUGGUGAUACAGAUGAGUGAAUCUUGUCUCCCUGUCCGUCCAUGAAGUGGUGGUGAUGGUGGUGUUGAUGAUGAUGAAUGUGUGAGGAGAUAACCCGUGGUCCCCUUGCUGCACCGCACACUUCCUCAUGGAUUCCAGCAAUGAUGAGGCACUUGAUAUCAUUGUCACCAAUGUGGUGGCGACCUUCAGGACCAGGUGCCACCUCAACUUGCGCACCAUUGCCUUAGAGGGAACCAACGUCAUCUAUAAGCCGGAAGUAGGGAAAGUCCUGAUGAAGCUUCGUAAGCCCAUGAUAACAGCCUCAAUUUGGUCCUCAGGGAAAAUCAUCUGCACUGGAGCAACAAGUGAGGAUGAGGCAAAGCUGGGUGCUCGCAGGUUAGCACGCUGUCUGCAGAAACUAGGCUUCAAGGUGAGGUUUUCAGCCUUCAAAGUUGUGAAUGUGCUGGCAGUGUGCUCCAUGCCCUUUGCAGUCCACCUCAUAGACUUUACAAAGAACAACCGACCCAUUGCCAGUUAUGAACCAGAGCUCCAUCCUGCUGCCACAUACAGGAUCAAAAACCUCAAGGCCACUAUACAAGUGUUCUCCACUGGCAGCCUCACAGUUACAGGACCAAACGUGCAGAAUGUGGCCACAGCUGUGGAGCAAGUCUACCCACUACUGUUUGAGUGUCAGAAACCUCUCUGCAAAUAAAGGAAGAAAAGAAGAAUAUGAUAAAGAAGACAGAAAAAAAAGAACGGAGGAGAAGGCAGGACUGUGGGAGCACCAUUUCUGCGGAUUUAUUUGCUUGAUUUUAUCACUAAAUGGCAACAGCCGCAAACGUCUGACAUAAUUGACGGACCAGAUAUCACCUGGAUGUUGGAUUUUCUUUUUUUUUUUUAACUCUCAACAUCCCCACUUGGAGUCUUAAAAUCACCCUCUCACGAAAAAUUCUGUGUCAUUGUGAUUCUGUGGCUCUUGUGAUUUUAACAGCUUAAACAUGCAAAUGUCUUCCAAACUUCAUAUCCUUCAGCAGAAGCUGCUCCUCCAAACCUGACUUACACUGGAGGGGGGUGGAAGCUAUUUGCUCUCGCUCUUUUAAUCGCUCUGGGUGUUUUUGCAUGGAAGCAGAAAGACCAGUUGUCAACAUUCUAACUCUUUUAAUGCUUAACAGUGGUGACCAUUUUGAAUAGUCUGUAUGUUAACACUGAGAAGCCUCACCUUUAACCCUAUAUAAAACGACUCGUCCGAUUUGUCCAUUUUGUCUGGAAGAAUCUCCGUCCAUGACUCGUUUGUGGAGGUGUUAACAUAAAUACAAGGCACCGAGGGUAUAACCCACAUUUCUUGGUUUGAGAGAAAAACAGCUGUUAAAACAAUAGACUAGUCUGAACCGUCCUUAUGCAGAUAUACAUAUCUGCUCGCAACAUGCAUUCAUCUUUCAUUUCCUCAUUUUGUUUGGUUGUCAGUUCACUCUAAAUUUAUUGUUGUUUUUGUGAAAGGGUCAGAAUGGACACACGUUAUGUCAUUAAUUUCUUUCUCUAAUAGUUUUUCACACAAUGUAACCUUGCAAAUAUUUAAGUUUCUUUUAGGUUUGGACAAUGUAGAGAGCAAGAUUGAUGUCUUAAAUGUUUUGGAAGUCAUGAAAGCUUUUGAAGGGUCAAAAACAUUUUAUUUUUCAGGUGGCAAGUUGUUAAGCCAUUAACCUCAUGUUUGCUUUCACUUAACACAGCUUGUGGUACCUGGUCAGUAAAGGCAUUAGUGGCAUUGAGACAAAGCAAAACUCAUAACUUUCAAAUCAGCUUUCUAAUGGAUGGAGGGGGAAAAAGCUAUUAAACACUGUCCAGAAUUUGGUUUUGGCAAUUAGUCAGGACACAGGACAAAGACACAAGAACUCGUUGAAAGAAAGGAUCGCACUGUUUAGGCAUCUGCUCUCUUUAAUCAUACAAAGUUGUAAGGCAGUUAGCACAGUCAUCUGUUUGAAAGUUUGGCAAAAUGGUGAAUUAGUUUUUUAAGCAACAUUUGUGAUCAAAGACAACAUGUUCAAAUCUUGUCUUAUGCUCAUACCAACUGUCUGAAAAACAAACCCUUCUCUUAAAUUUCAGUGGGAAGAAGUGCUUUUAAAUUGAAACUGCAAUCUUGUAUUUAACAUGACUGUUGACACUUGCGCUGGAUAUAACAUCCAUAGUGGUAACAUGUAUGUAUGUAUGUAUGUAUAUAAUAAAUGCAUCUGAUGGAAAAGAUGUUCACAAAAACUGAAAUGUUGUCUGAAGUAUGUGGGAUGGAGUGCUUUUUGAACCAGUGUUAACUGAAGAUUUGUGACACUUGUUCAGAAUUUUGUAUUUUGUAUAAGAUAAUAAAGGUUAAUGAUAAAAUUCUAA
Messenger RNA from Lates calcarifer (barramundi perch), 2580 nucleotides. RefSeq names its product TBP-like 1 (gene tbpl1). Bases 353 to 916 code for a protein of 187 amino acids. Gene Ontology annotation, molecular function: DNA binding; general transcription initiation factor activity. NCBI's taxonomy places the organism in Eukaryota, Metazoa, Chordata, Actinopteri, Centropomidae. The transcript has 8 exons. The record is from RefSeq and is a predicted model, not a curated record. Gene Ontology annotation, biological process: DNA-templated transcription initiation.